AUGAACAAGAACGAUAGGGAGGAAAACCCGAGUGUUUACGGAUAUCCGAGUCUUGAGUAUCCUAAUAUCCCGAGUAUCCGGAUUUAUGGAUAUCCAAAUCUUGAGUAUCCGAGUACUCAUUUAGCACUCAGUUUAGACCCUAGUAUCCGGAUUUACGGAUAUCCGAAUCUUGAGUAUCCAAAUACUCAUUUAGUACUCAAUUUAGACCCGAGUUUUUACGGAUAUCCGAGUCUUGAGUAUCCGAACCCGAGUAUCCGGAUUUAUGGAUAUCUAAAUCUUGAGUAUCCGAGUACUCAUUUAGCACUCAGUUUAGACCCUAGUAUCCGGAUUUACGGAUAUCCGAAUCUUAAGUAUCCAAAUACUCAUUUAGUACUCAAUUUAGACCCGAGUGUUUACGGAUAUCCGAGUCUUGAGUAUCCUAGUACUCGUGUAGUACUCAAUUUAGACCCGAGUAUCCGGAUUUAUGGAUAUCUAAAUCUUGAGUAUCCGAGUACUCAUUUAGCACUCAGUUUAGACCCUAGUAUCCGGAUUUACGGAUAUCCGAAUCUUAAGUAUCCAAAUACUCAUUUAGUACUCAAUUUAGACCCGAGUGUUUACGGAUAUCCGAGUCUUGAGUAUCCUAGUACUCGUGUAGUACUCAAUUUAGACCCGAGUAUCCGGAUUUAUGGAUAUCUAAAUCUUGAGUAUCCGAGUACUCAUUUAGCACUCAGUUUAGACCCUAGUAUCCGGAUUUACGGAUAUCCAAAUCUUGAGUGUAGCUUGGGACUGCUGUCCACCGUAUUUCUUGUGGCAUUAGCAAUUACAACACCUGUUCAUCAUUUCGAUAUUGCAGAUUAUGUCUACGGGGUGGACGAUGAUUUACAAGCGAGAGCACGUGCAGGAAUCGAGGCCGAAAGGUUUACUUACCAAACAAAGACUAGGUUUCAAAAUAAGCCAGAAUCGGAUGAUGUUCCUUGCAGAAUCAAAUCAGAGAAACCUUGUCCACCGAGCAAGUACAGAACGCUUUCCGGUACCUGCAACAACGUAAGGCAUCCGGUUUGGGGUACUCGUGGGGCACCUUUCUUGAAACUACUACCACCGGCAUAUUCUGACGGUAUCGCGAGUCCCCGGGAGUCGUUCGGAAUCCACGUGCUUCCAACACCUACGAAAGCAGUGUCGAUGUUAAUCAACCACCUGCGCCUAUUACCAGAAGCUCAUGAAGGUUUAACCAGUUUAUCCGGCGUGUGGUCGGAACUGAUACUCAAAGACAUCGCGUCUGUAGUGCAUCCAUCGAAUUCAGGGAAUCUCUGCUGCUCAGAGAAAGCGAAGCACCCGGAAUGUUACGAAAUCUACGACGAAGAAGGCGGAUGCACGGAUUAUUGGCGCUCGGUACCGAGUUUGUCCGUGCACAAAUGCAACUUCGAGACUAGAGAACAGAUGAACGGUGCGUCAGCGUACUUGGACGCUUCCCAUAUUUACGGAAUAACUGAUGAGCAGUUGAAUCGACUUAGAACGUACCGUCAAGGAAAAGUAGACAUUUCUGCUUGUGAAGUGUGCAACAGUACCGAACACAUCGCUUUAGGAAUGAUAUACACUGUUUUCUUGAACGAACAUAACCGUAUAGCCGAGAAAUUAGCCGAAGCGAACGAGCAUUGGGAAGAAACGAAAUUAUUCUUAGUAGCUCGGAAACUCGUUGUGGCGCAGAUUCAACAUGUCACUUUAAACGAAUACGUGCCGAGCAUUCUUGGAGAAGGCGCUCGAACGGAUCCAGAAUUGCUGCCAGUUGCGAACGGAUUUUACAAUGGAUACUCGUCGUCGAACGUAGGAGGCACGUACGAUGCUGUUGCGCUGGCAGCUCUCCGCGCUCUGACGUCGCUGCGUAAACACGGCAUAGACGACGCCACGUGCGUCGAGAACCACGUGACCGCAUCAGCCAAUCGCGUGAAUCUCGAUCUGAGCCAGUCUGCUUUCGAACCGCGACUGGAUGCUAACGCGCGCUUUGUCCACGUGGGUCGCGAUCACGGACUCCCUGGCUAUGUAAACUUUGUGGCUGAUUGUUCUGUAAACAAUGUUACGGUGCAGAAUUUCGGAGAUUUGGAAAGUUUCAUGCGUCCCGCGCACGCAAGAUUGUUGGAAUCCGUAUACUCGCGGGUAGAAGACGUAGACUUGCUCCUCGGUGGAAUUUUAGAAAUUCCUACAAAGGGUGCAGCAGUGGGUCCAACGUUCGAAUGCAUUCUCAAGAGACAAUUCGUGAAAAUGAGAAACUCCGAUCGGUUCUGGUACGAAAACGACAUUCCUCCAUCCGGUUUGAAUCCAGCUCAGCUGGCUGAAAUCAGAAAAGUUACCCUAGCUGGGAUUCUCUGUACCAACACUAAAAUUCAAAAGAUUCAACCGAAAUCAUUCAUCCAGCAAGAUCCAUAUUUAAACGCUAGGAUCAAUUGUGAUCAGCACAGUGUGCUCGACAUAACUCCAUGGAGGGAGGAGCCACUUCCUGAACCAGUGAAAGAAAUAGCGAAUCACAAACCUGUGAUGCCGGAAAUCGUGCCAAAUCUUGACCCCAGUUUAAUAGCAGCAGCUGUGAAGAAAGCAGAAGCUGAUCUAAUCGAGAGAAAACAACUGGAGUACAAUUCAUGGUUGCAACAAAGAAUAGCUGACCCAAAAUCACCGGUAGGGACAGCUGCCAGUUUCUCUAAAGCUAACAGAGAUGCCCUGUUGCUAGCUAAUUCGUCGAUCAUGUACGAGUUAGCCACCAAUGAGAUUUUGAACGGCAUACACGGUUUGAAACGCAGAAGGCGACAGAUCUUCGAUACCACAGACAACAUCCUCGGUUUUCCCAACAACGAUUUCUCCGAUCUACUGCAGAACGUCGACAUAUCUGGAUUUCUAUCUCAAAACAAGCCUACGAACCACGAAGAAGUCGAAUGUCCCGUAGACGAUAGUCCUUGCGAUCCUACCAGUCUGUAUAGAACUCUGUCAGGUCAUUGUAACAAUCUGCGCAACCCUAAUCUUGGUCAAUCGUUGACAACGUUCGCGAGAUUGCUUCCUCCAGUUUACGAGGACGGUGUAUCGAAGCCUAGGACGACAUCGGUCACAGGAGUGACUUUACCUAAUCCUAGAACUAUCUCCACAGUGCUCCAUCCAGACAUUUCCAACCUUAGCAAUCGAUAUACUCUAAUGGUCAUGCAGUACGCUCAGUUUUUAGAUCACGAUCUCACAAUGACGCCGAUCCACAAAGGUUUCGCCGAGUCCAUACCAAGCUGCCGCUCUUGUGACUCUCCUCGUACGGUUCACCCUGAGUGCAAUCCUUUCCCAGUGCCUCCUGGUGAUCAUUACUACCCUACAGUGAACGUGUCUUCCGGCGCACGAAUGUGCUUCCCGUCUAUGAGAUCACUGCCAGGUCAACAGCAUCUGGGACCUCGAGAGCAGAUCAAUCAGAACACUGGUUUCCUGGAUGCGUCUGUGAUAUACGGCGAGAACACCUGCAUUUGUAACGUUCUACGUGGCUUCAGCGGCCGUAUGAACGUUACUCACAGUCUACAUCGCGGGGCAAAAGAUCUUUUGCCACAAUCCGCUACUCAUCCGGAGUGCAAAGCGAAAUCCGGCUUCUGUUUUAUCGGCGGCGAUGGUCGUGCCUCUGAACAGCCUGCUCUAACUGUGAUGCACACAGUCUGGAUACGAGAACACAACAGAAUCGUGGAACAUUUAAGACAAGUAAAUCCCCAUUGGGACAGUGAGAAACUGUUCCAGCAAACUCGUCGUAUAAUCAGCGCUAUGCUACAACAUAUCACGUACAACGAAUUCCUGCCGCGAAUUCUUGGCUGGAAUGCUGUUGCCCUCUACGGACUGAAGCUUCUACCUCAGGGCUACUACAAAGAGUAUUCGCCUACCUGUAACCCAAGUGUGCUCACCGAAUUCGCAACAGCCGCAUAUAGAAUCGGACACUCGCUUCUGAGACCUCAUUUGCCGAGGAUGGAUCAGAAUUAUCAAAACGUAGAACCGUCUAUCUUAUUAAGGGACGGCUUCUUCGAUCCUGACCCGCUCUAUCAGCACGGCAUGCUUGACGAGAUGUCACGAGGAUUGGUCGCUACUCCUAUGGAGAAUUUGGACCAGUUUAUAACCGGCGAGGUGACCAAUCAUCUGUUCGAGAUCCGUGGUAUUCCGUAUUCCGGGAUCGAUUUGAUAGCGCUUAAUAUUCAUCGUGCUAGAGAUCACGGAAUACCGUCGUAUAAUAACUAUAGAGCACUUUGUAAUUUGAAAAGAGCCAGCACUUUCGAGGAUUUGUCAAGGGAGAUGGCGCCGGAAGUUAUAGCCCGUAUGAAACGCAUCUACGCGUCUGUGGAUGACAUCGAUCUGUUCCCUGGUGGACUCAGCGAAAGACCACUUCAAGGAGGACUCGUAGGGCCGACGUUCGCUUGUAUAAUAGCGAUACAGUUCAGACAAUCGAGAAAGUGCGAUCGGUUCUGGUACGAGACCGACGACCCUAACAUCCGAUUUACCGAGCAUCAGCUAGCGGAAAUUCGGAAGGUCACGCUGUCGAAGGUUAUGUGCGAGAACAUGGACGAUCAUAACGACAUGCAACGAGCAGCGUUCGAUUUGCCGAGUAAUUUCUUGAAUCCAAGAAUUCCGUGCAGUUCUAUGCCACAUAUGGACAUGGCUACCUGGAGAGAAACCAGACAUGGAUGUCAAAUCGGAGGAAGAAACGUGGCUCUAUUUGUUUUUUAUUGAUAUUUAUUUAGCGAAAAUAUAUCGUAUCAAGUUACGAUUCGUAGAACUACUCAAUGCGCUUCUCUGAGGAUUACCGAUUGCAAUCAGCUUCUGCGCGAAGCUUCCCGAGAGGCAAUUUUACGAGACGACGUGUGCACGGCUCAGUGCGGCUUCGUCCUGGCAGCGACGGAAGCUACAUCGAGGCUUCAACAAUUCACUACGCCGACGAGCUUCCACGGUUUCAUGACACACAGAAAUAGCCUAAGAAGCGCGCCAACGCCACUUUCGUUCAAUGGCUUCAAAUUGCCCGAUCUCUCGCAAUUCGUAGGCUGA
Habropoda laboriosa is the source of this 5016-nucleotide messenger RNA. RefSeq lists its product as uncharacterized. Gene Ontology annotation, molecular function: heme binding; peroxidase activity. Lineage: Eukaryota; Metazoa; Arthropoda; Insecta; Hymenoptera; Apidae. The record is from RefSeq and is a predicted model, not a curated record. The transcript has 9 exons. Gene Ontology annotation, biological process: response to oxidative stress.